CUCUUUUCCACAACUAUAAACGUUAUUAUAUUUUAAGUAGAUAUACUAUAUUAGCCAUAACUAUUAAGCAACGGGAAAUUAUAGUCACAGUUAUUAAAAUACAAAUUAUUAGCCAUAACUAUUGUUGCGGGUCAAAAUUUGGCUAACAGCCCAUUAAUGUUUUCAAAUUUUUAACGGAGAAAACCAUAUAAUCAUCGCUAAAAAUAUGAUAUAAUGGUAUAGGGUGGGUUAUGGGCAAAAACAAGUUGAUGCAUAUGCCUGAUCUGUCUCCAGUUAUAAGGUUGUCAAACCGGUUUAUGCCAGUGUGUCGGUUUAGCAAGUGAAUGGUUCGACCGGUGACACAUACCGGUUUGUGCCGGUUCAUUGCCGGUCAAUAUAACGUCAAUAAAAUUAUAAAUACUCAUAUUUAAAGAUGACAUUUAACGUCAAUACCUAAAACAUUUGUACUUCCAUCCAACAAAUUUUUAGUGCACCAAUACUCAUCAGACUCUUCAUACUCUCCUUUUGGCCUUUAGUUGUCGUCUUUAACUCCAAAUACUAUCACUUCAUUUGUGUGCAGGAUUGAACAUGGUCUUCUGAGUUUCUCAUGUUACUUGUGGAUCUUUAGUAAAACAUAUUGUGUCUCGAUUCUCAUUCUUCGUUUGCCAUCCUCUGCCAAAAUGCUCACAGAACUCUGUUGGUGAGGAGUCGCAUCUUGCUAUCGAAAUCAGUGGACAUGGAGCUCUCAAGUCUCAAGCAAAACCACUGGCUUGAUGAUGGUGCAUAUCUCAUGGUCAAACUUCUAAACAAACUUGCCUCGGCCAGAGCAUCCGGAAAUGGGGGUGGCAGCAAAGUUUUGACUGACCUGGUUGAAAGCCUAGAGGAACCUGGAUUUGCAGUGGAACUAAGACUGAAAAUCAAUCAGAAUCAUCCAGAUCUUAAAGGAAGACCAUUCCGGGAGUAUGGGGAGGCAGUUCUGAAGCACUUGGAGGACUAUGUAGUUUCCGACUCUAAGCUUCAGAAAGCUCCAGUCAACUAUGAAGGGCUCCGAGUUUCUGGUUAUGGUGGAUGGUUCCUUCUCAGGCUCUCUCUUCAUGAUCCUGUCCUUCCUCUCAAUAUUGAGGGACCAACCGACGCUGAUGCUGUAAACCUGGGACUUGCUGUGGCUUCUGCCGUGAAGGAGUUCCCUGCUCUGGACACAUCUGUGCUCGACAAAUUCGUCCACGCUUCGUAAGUUGCAGGGCUGUUUUCGGUUUCUGGCGCUCGUGACCCACUUUUUUGCUUCUGAGAUGGCGGACGAGAAGUUCCGUUUCGCUUGUAUAUGAACUGCGAAAAUGGAAUAAAAACAAAGAUACCAACAUCAUCUUUUAGUGGUUUCACCAAUUUAUGUAAGAACGGACCUUAAUUUUUGUACCUAAACAUUUUGUACCUUAAACCAUACUACCUAGACUUUUACAUAUUUACGGAAAAAUUCACAUCUGAUGUACAAUUUAGUAUCUAAACUAUUGUGGUUCUUACAUUUUAGUAACAUACUUUCAGAAUCUUAUAAUCUGGUCCAGAAAUUAAUUCCAACUAUUAUUUUCCGAUCGUUUAGGCUUAGCUAUCUGAACCUUGCCCAAGGCUAGAUAAAUAAUCGAAAUACCCCUGU
Molecule: messenger RNA, 1627 nt
Organism: Linum trigynum
Lineage: Eukaryota; Viridiplantae; Streptophyta; Magnoliopsida; Malpighiales; Linaceae
Source: the annotation of a GenBank genome assembly